AUGAACUUGGAGGACAAUAUGCUGAUUGAACUAAUUCAGGUGCGGCCCCGCCUGCCACUCGCAGGCCUGGGGCCAUGCGCAGGCGUGGCGGCCACACGUAGGCCUGGAGGCCAUGCUCAGGCCCAGAGGCCACACGCCAGCCUCGUGGAGGCAGCAGAACGUGGAGCAGAGGCCCGGCCGCGCGGGGCAUGGGCGGGGCCCGCGGAAGAAAAAAAAAAGAGCUCAUAUCACAUAAGCUCUGAGCAGGUGACCACUCAAAUCAAAUUCAACUCCUACAAAGAAGUAAACAUAAGGCUCCAUCCAUUUCUGAAGAAAAGCCAACUGACAAAUAGCACUGGAUACAACACUCCCCUUGAUAAAAACAGAAAUACGAUACAGUAUGAUAUCCACAACCUUGUGAGAUUUUCUAAUAACACCUGGCUGUUAGAUAAAGUAGAUUUUGUUUACAGGAACACCCAUGAUCAUGGCUUGAUCAUCAAUGAAGAGGUGAUAAACUGGCCUGUUAAAUUCAAAAAGACUCCAGAAUCUGUGUGUAGCCACAACUGUGUUCCUGGAUUCCAGAAAAUUCCCCAAGAAGGAAGACCUGUUUGCUGCUUUAUUUGUGUUUUGCGCCCAGAGUCAGAUAUUUCAAAUCAAACAAGUAUGAACAGAUGCAAAGCAGUGUACCAGUGCCCAGCUCAAGAGUACUCAAACAGUGAGAGAACUCAAUGUCUCCCCAAGCAUGUGACAUUACUGGCCUUUAAGAAUGCUUUGGGGACAACCAUGGCCUGCAUGGCUUUGUGUUUCUUUGUCCUCACAGCUGUAAUUUUGGGGAUCUUUGUGAAGCACCAAGACUCUCCCAUUGUCAAGGCCAACAACCAGGCUCUCAGCUUUAUCCUGCUCAUCUCCCUCCUGCCACGCUUCCUCUGCUCCUUGCUCUUCAUUAGCCAUCCUAACACAGUCACCUGUGUCCUCCAACAAGUUGCAUUUGGCCUUGUGUUCACUGUGGCUGUUUCCACUGUUUUGGACGAAACCAUUACUGUGAUUCUGGCAUUCAAGGCCAUGAAGCCUGGAAGAACAAUGAGGUGCUUGCUGCUUUUAGGGGCUUCUAAUUCUGUCACUCCCAUUUGCUCCCUGAUCCAAAUGGUUAUCUGUGGAAUCGGGCUGGGAAUCUCUCCCCCUUUUGUUGAAAUAGACUCACAUUCUGAGCCCAGAAUCCUCAUCAUCAUGUGCAACAAGGGCUCAGUCACUGUCUUCUACUGUGUCCUGGACUACCUGGGCUUCUUGGCUCUGGGGAGCUUCACUGUGGCUUUCCUGGCCAGGAAACUGCCUGACACAUUCAAUGAAGCCAAGUUCCUCACAUUCAGCAUGCUGGUGUUCUACAGUGUCUGUGUCACAUUUGUACCCAUCUAUCACAGCACCAAGGAGAAAUUCACAGUGGUUGUGGAAGUCUUCUCCAUUUUGGCCUCCAGUGCAGGGCUCCUAGGCUACAUCUUUGCCCCCAAGUGCUACAUUAUUCUGUUAAGACCUGAUAUGAACUCUUGGAAAGCUUUAAAAAACAGAAGGGGUUCAAAUAAAGCCUAA
Messenger RNA from Tupaia belangeri chinensis (Chinese tree shrew), 1563 nucleotides. Its product is annotated as vomeronasal type-2 receptor 116. Lineage: Eukaryota; Metazoa; Chordata; Mammalia; Scandentia; Tupaiidae. The record is from RefSeq and is a predicted model, not a curated record. The coding region runs from base 1 to 1563 and encodes 520 amino acids. Gene Ontology annotation, biological process: G protein-coupled receptor signaling pathway. Gene Ontology annotation, cellular component: plasma membrane. Gene Ontology annotation, molecular function: G protein-coupled receptor activity. The transcript is spliced from 6 exons.